Messenger RNA from Carcharodon carcharias (great white shark), 3354 nucleotides. Its product is annotated as inositol-tetrakisphosphate 1-kinase-like. Gene Ontology annotation, biological process: inositol trisphosphate metabolic process. Gene Ontology annotation, molecular function: magnesium ion binding; inositol-1,3,4-trisphosphate 5-kinase activity; inositol-1,3,4-trisphosphate 6-kinase activity. Lineage: Eukaryota; Metazoa; Chordata; Chondrichthyes; Lamniformes; Lamnidae. The transcript has 11 exons. Bases 606 to 1646 code for a protein of 346 amino acids. The record is from RefSeq and is a predicted model, not a curated record. Gene Ontology annotation, cellular component: cytoplasm.
ACACACCAAGGGGGCGGCGCCGAGACUGGGAGCCAGAGAAUGAGUUGGGAAGCAGAGUAUUCCUGGGACCUGCUGCUCGUUGGGUCCCUCCGGAGGAGGAAAGAUAUUGACGGAGUGGGGAAGCAAUCAGACUUUGGCCCUUUUUUAUUAAGAAUGGGAGAGGUGAAAUUGAUCAAUUAUGAUUAACAUGCGCUGGAAUGACUGAGCGCCCGCCCCUCCCUCCCUCUUCACAGCUUUUAUAUCAAUCAAGGUGCAACUAACUUGCUGCUAAAAGAUCUCACCCCAAGGGAAGACGUUUACCGCUUGUAGCCAGAAGUGUUGAAUCAUGCAAACAUGGCUCAAAGCAAAACGAGUGGGAUUCUGCCUGAGCGAUAAGAAAAGGAGGAAGCUGAAUUUUCUGGUCUUCGCUGAUCUCUGUCGCUACGUUCGUGCUUGGGUGUCCCUGGAGAAGGAGUGUACAGUGUCCACCAGUACGCUAGAGGCCUUUUGUGACUGAUGGCCACCACAGGGGCUGGACUGCAUAAUCAGCCCCAAAAUGGACAAGAGGAAUCGAAGUCAUUCAGAUCGAUCUUACCAAAUCGAUCGAAGAUCAGGGACCCUUUGAUAUGAUCAUUCACAAACUUUCAGAUUUGAUGCUGGAGGCAGAUCAGAAGGACGCACAGUCGCAGCAGCUCAUCCAGAAAUUUCAGGAUUAUGUUGAAGCACACCCUCAGACUAUCAUUUUGGAUCCCUUGCCUGCGAUGCGAAGACUUUCUGAUCGUUUUCAAUCCUACAAACUUAUUCAGGAGUUGCAGGCCUUGGACCAAGAUAAUCAGUUCUGCAAUCCUCCAUAUCUGGAACUGGCGACAGGAAACCAGAGCGAGAUCCUGCACCUGAUUAAAGAACAAAAAUUGACCUUUCCACUCAUUUGUAAAACCAGGGUUGCACAGGGGUCAAGCUCCCAUGAUAUGGCUCUUAUCUUCAGUGAAGAUGGCCUGAGGGAUGUGAGUCUUCCCUGUGUGCUGCAAAGCUUCAUCAACCACAACGCUGUCCUUUAUAAAGCCUUUGUUGUUGGCCAGUCAUAUUUUGUUGUAAAGAGGCCAUCUUUGAAAAACUUUGCUGUUGGCCAGUCAGACAGGAAAACGAUAUUCUUUAACAGUCACGAGGUUUCAAAGCCAGAAUCCUGCUCACAUUUAACAGCGAGGGACGAGGGGGUCAGCCUUCCGAGUGGACCUUCAGACAGAAUCAUCAAGCUCAUCAGUCGAGGCCUUCAGGCGUCUCUGGGAAUGUCGCUGUUUGGGGUGGACGUGAUUGUUGACAAUAAAACUGGCAAGCUCGCAGUGAUUGACGUCAAUGCCUUUCCAGGAUAUGAAGGCGUUCCGGAAUUCUUCAGCGCCCUCUUAAACCACAUUGAGACGCUCCUGCGCGAGCGGGAGAAAAAUCCGGACGGAAGGAGCUGGGUGGCCAAGCCACCAGGACCUCACUUCUGGCGCCCGGGCACACAGGAGGCCUGUGCACCCUCCUCCGCCUCCAACCACGGCAACAGCCUAGCAAGAGAAGCCUGGACAGCGGAGGAGCCUCCAGUGGGGAAACGGAUAUCGGACUCUGAUUGCUUCCGGGAUUUUGCCGUCCCAUCCCCCACCCUGUACCAGUCCAACUGUGAAUAAACCCCCGCCUGCGAUAAGAAAACCCAAAUGGAGGAAAGGAAACUCAAACCGGAACUUUCAAGAAAUUAAGAGAUUAGUUAUUCAAAGAGAUUUUAUUAUAUUUAAUCUAGAAUUAAUGGUUUUGUGAAGUGACUGGACAGUUUUUAACCCCAUUUUAUAUACACAUGCACUGGAAUUAAUGGAAUUCAAGUUCUUUUUCAAAAAAAAGUCUUGGUUGUAACAUUUACGGUUCCAUUUAGCUGAUUGUACUGGCAUCCUUUUCAACCAGGUUAACGGAGAGAAUUACCAAAGACUGAGAGAGGAAAUUCUCCCUCUUCAUGUCAAUGAGUCAUUGCCCAUCAUGGAGGUAAUUUAGACGUACUGGUAUUGGCUGUGGUUUGCAGUAAAUGCCCCCCUUCCAGUGAGGGUUCCUGUAAAGUCUUUUGCUUUAUCCUGCAGCAGAGUCCCCAUCCCCCUCCUUAAACAUUCACUCCCUCCACCACCGAUGCACAGUAGCAGCAGCGGUGUGUGUACCAUCUACAAGAUGCACUGCAGCGACUCGUCAAGGCUCCUUCGACAGCACCUUUCAAACCUACGACCAAUGGCAGGAGUGUGGAGGUGGGCAGCUGGAGCUAUAUGAGGUCACAUGACAGCUGCUCCAGGGUUACGCCCAACCCGAUUUGGCAACCCUAACUUCAAAAGAGAUUUGGAUAGUGCACCUGUUGUCUUGGACCUGAUAAUUUGGGCAAAUACCUCUGUGGUAGUGUCACCUUAAUGUUAAAGCGCCUGGGCCCAUGCUUCCUAAGCUUAAAAAACAGGUUAAGCCAGCUGUUUCAUGCUGCUACAAUACAGUGGCUAUGCGAGUGGUAUUUCCUACUAACAGAAUACUGCUGUUAGUCCAAGAACGUUCUGCCUACCACACAAUUGAGCAACAUUGUGUAUGAAUUUCAGUGCCAGCGUGAUACCAUGUAGGUAGGCUGUGCGAUCCACCAAUUGGCUGAUUGAAUCAAACAGCAUGUUCCUUUGGUUGUUUGUAAUAGGCAGAGUACAGACCGUACUCAACCAGCCUGCAGUUGCAAAACCCAAAACAAAAAGUCUACUGUUAGAUGUGAUUCCGUGAUUGGACAGCACUUGAACAAUCCUGAGUGCAUGAAUAGCGACACCAACAACCAAUUUAAGAUAAUCAGUCAAGUUCAUAAUGUGGCUCAUAUACACUUGCUAGAAAUGACACGCAUUCAUAUGCAGAGACCUGUUCUCUGCAAACAGAAGGAAUAUGUUCAAGUCUAGCACCUCUACUGAAUUACCUGGGAGCUUGGGAAGCUUAUUGUUCUCCAUUGCUUUCUUCAUGGCAACACCUCAGCCAAUCAAGAGACGACAUGCCAACCAAUCAGCACCCCUUUCCCCUGUAGUAUAAAUUGUUGUGAUCAUUUGAAAUUUGGAAUUCUUGUGUUUGUCCUGAUGAGUUCGAGCCAAAAUGCUUCAGCAACAGGUCUCUCUUUUCAGCAAUAUUCGAGUUCUGAACUACCGAGCAACGGUUUGAAUCACAAAAACUUUAUGGAGACACGUGGUAGUUGUCGAACUGGAUUUAUUACCUCACACGUUUAUGUAAACACAUUGUGCAAUGAUGAUGAUGAACCAAACUGUACCAGUGACUGCGAGAAACUCGCCUCAGGCACCUUUGGGAAUACAAACUACUUCCAUCAUUAUGGCUAAAAAAAAAACCUUAAAG